Trachymyrmex septentrionalis is the source of this 1324-nucleotide messenger RNA. Its product is annotated as glycine-rich protein DOT1-like. The transcript is spliced from 3 exons. Lineage: Eukaryota; Metazoa; Arthropoda; Insecta; Hymenoptera; Formicidae. Bases 138 to 548 code for a protein of 136 amino acids. The record is from RefSeq and is a predicted model, not a curated record.
ACCGCGGAGGAGUAACUCGCGUUGUUGUGUUUCCUCGUUGAUUAUUCAUAGCUUUUUCAUAGCUUUCGCUUCACUUUUGUCGCUUUAUUGUGACGGAAGCGAUAUUUUUCUCGAUAGUCCUAUCCGAAAACGGAACGAUGAUAGGACAACGAGAAAUAAUAGCAGACUUCUUGUUAAUUCUUCUCUCCGUCGCCGCACUAUUUAACUUAGCCAACGCCGGCGGACACGGACACGACCAUAGUCACGUGGUAAUCCACGUGCCGUACCAGAUCAAGAAGAUCCAACACACGCACACGAUCACGAAACACAUACACCACGGCGGCGGCGGCGGUGGCGACAGUUAUGAAGUACUCGGAUAUACCUAUGGUCAUCCCAUUUCUCUUGGAGGUCACGACGGCGGCGGCGACGGUGGUCAUGAUUUCGGAGGUGGCGGCGGUGGUCAUGAUUUCGGAGGUGGUGGCGGUGGAGGCCACCUAGAGCUAAGCCAUGGUGGUGGUUUCGGAGGAGGCGGAGGUGGAUUUGGCGGCGGCGACUGGGGAGGGCAUUAGAAAUAUCCUCGAGUGAAUUAUCGAUAACUUUCGAGAAAUGUUAAAAUUAGCUUUAAAGUAGUCGACAUGAUAACCCUUCGAAACAUAUGGAAUGUUUUUCAUCCCUGUUUUCCUGGCUGAUAACGCUAGUUUUGGUAUAUUAUUUCUAUCAUAAGACAAUGUCGCUCAUUUGAUAUAACAAUGACAUUAUUCGAAAAUUGUUUUUUCAUUGCUUACGAAAAACGGGAAUGUAAAGAUAGAGAAAACUAUACUUUCAUUUCUCUAGAAUCAGUUAGUAUUACACCAAAAUUAUGAUGAAUUUUAAAAUUAAUAUUAUAAAAUUUUCACGAUUUAAAACAUUCGAAUUAAGUUUCUGAAAAAUUAUUUUUUCAAUUAUAUUAUUAUUGCAAAUGAGCGAUAUAAUAUCCAAAAACUGAAGUUGUUGCAAUUGGGUUAGAAUCAAUAAGCGGAAAAAAUUUUUUAGGAAAAUAUUAUCACGUGUAUUAAUGAUCUAUAGAAGGUAUAUAAAGUAACAACAAUGCACUUUUAUCUGAACUGUCAUCAGACAGAUAACUAGUAUUUGUGAAAGAAUAUAUGUACAUGCUUUAAAUGUUCGCACGCACGAGACUUCUGUGUGCAUCAAUACAAUGACUGACUCGAUUUCACAUUUUUUAACAAUGCAAGCGUCCUAUAAUAAUGUGAAAUCGAAUGAUCCAUUGUUCUGAUGCAUUUCAACAAUAGGAUCAUUUUAUGGAACACCGACUGAUUUUUUAUCAUUUUUGACUUUCGAAAAGCUA